UUUUUUUUCGUUAAACCUCUGUUACUCUUAACCCCCACAUCAUGGCAGAUAAGCAAAAGCUUUUGUUCGUUACAGGCAACAAAAACAAGCUUGCAGAGAUGCAGGCCUUAUUGGGUGACCAUUUCCAACUUGAUUCCAUUAGCAUUGAUUUGCCUGAACUCCAAGGAUCUAGCAAUGAGAUUGCACGGGAAAAGUGUAAAAAAGCAGCAGAAUUUGCAAAGGGACCUGUCUAUGUUGAGGACACUGGACUAGGAUUUGGCGCUCUCAAUGGCCUUCCUGGACCUUACAUCAAAUGGUUCCUAGAGAGUAUUGGACUGGAAGGACUGGUUAAAAUGCUUGAAGGAUACACAGACAAGUCUGCUGUGGCCUAUUGCACAAUUGCAUACACCACCGGUCCUGGUUCCGAGCCUAUUCUCUUUGAAGGGAGUGUGAAGGGUUCGAUUGUCAAUCCUAUGGGACCACGUACGUUUGGAUGGGACCCUAUUUUUAAGCCCGAUCGCCACAAUGACACGUAUGCCACAAUGGACCCUGCUGUGAAAAAUGCCAUCUCUCACAGAUCCGUUGCUGUUCUGAAACUACGCCAGUACCUUGAGAAGGAGCUUGAGCUUCGAAGAUCGCUUGCUGUCAUGGAGUAGGCAAACUACUCUCAAACGGACAUUGUUCCUUUAUGCAAAUCUAUUCAUUCCUACUACAUAGACACGGAUGAAUUACUUGUUCAUGACCGAUAUCAAUCUGGAUCUCACAACUCUUUGUCAAUAAAAAGAUCGAUGUUUCUUGCGAUAUGCGGUCUGAUACUCUUCAAGCUAUGCAGUUUCAAUUCGAACAAGAAAUAAAAAGCCUUUUUCUUCAAGGACACACUGGGAGAAGGAAUACGAUUACAUCGACAUUCACUACUGCUUUUCUGGAGAACAUGUUCUGGCUAUAAAUUAAGUCUGUUGCAUUUGUUGUUGGAAGAUGGAAUGCGGUCAUAUCGCGUUUUCUUAACUUUUUUUAAAAAAGUUCUUUUGUUCCUUUUUAGCGG
This is a messenger RNA of Lobosporangium transversale, 1021 nucleotides long. Its product is annotated as inosine triphosphate pyrophosphatase. The record is from RefSeq and is a predicted model, not a curated record. NCBI's taxonomy places the organism in Eukaryota, Fungi, Mortierellomycota, Mortierellomycetes, Mortierellales, Mortierellaceae. Gene Ontology annotation, molecular function: nucleoside triphosphate diphosphatase activity. The transcript is spliced from 7 exons. Gene Ontology annotation, biological process: nucleoside triphosphate catabolic process. Gene Ontology annotation, cellular component: cytoplasm. The coding region runs from base 42 to 635 and encodes 197 amino acids.